Messenger RNA from Cottoperca gobio, 3479 nucleotides. RefSeq names its product melanin-concentrating hormone receptor 1a (gene mchr1a). Gene Ontology annotation, molecular function: melanin-concentrating hormone receptor activity; neuropeptide binding. Lineage: Eukaryota; Metazoa; Chordata; Actinopteri; Perciformes; Bovichtidae. The record is from RefSeq and is a predicted model, not a curated record. The transcript is spliced from 2 exons. Gene Ontology annotation, cellular component: plasma membrane; neuron projection. Bases 48 to 1100 code for a protein of 350 amino acids. Gene Ontology annotation, biological process: neuropeptide signaling pathway.
CAGGUGCUUGUUAAUACUUUUCAACUUGGAUAUACUUUGAAUUACCGAUGGAUUUCUUAAACGAUUCAAAUUCAACAACAGCUGUAGAUGGGGCCCUUCACUGCAGUGCCAUCCUCCCUGUCAUCUUUGGCAUCAUCUGCUUUCUGGGUAUCGUGGGAAACUGUAUUGUCAUCUACACCAUCAUGAAGAAGACCAAGUGCCGUGCUAAGCAAACUGUGCCAGACAUCUUUAUCUUAAAUCUGUCAAUUGUUGAUCUCCUGUUUCUCCUUGGGAUGCCAUUUCUCAUCCACCAGCUGCUGGGCAACGGCACCUGGCACUUUGGAGCUGCAAUGUGCACUGUCAUUACUGCACUUGACUCUAAUAGCCAGAUUGUCAGUACUUACAUCCUCACUGCAAUGACCCUCGACCGUUACUUGGCUACAGUUCAUCCCAUUCGCUUCAACUACAUCCGCACACCUUGUGUGGCAGCGCUGGUCAUUGGCCUGGUGUGGGGUCUGUCCGUACUCACCAUCAUCCCCGUGUGGAUGUACGCAGGUCUGAUGCCUCUACCGGAUGGCCUGGUGGCCUGUGCGCUCCUUCUGCCUGACCCAGUCACAGACAUAUACUGGUUUACACUUUACCAGUUCUUCUUGGCAUUUGCUAUACCUUUGGCCAUCAUCUGCUUAGUGUUCUUCAAGAUCCUCCAGCACAUGUCCACCAGCGUGGCACCACUGCCUCCACGGAGUUUGAGGGUGCGCACCAGGAAGGUGACCCGGAUGGCAGUGGCCAUCUGCCUGGCCUUCUUCGUCUGCUGGGCCCCUUACUACAUCCUUCAGCUGAUCCACCUAGGGGUGCAGAAGCCAAGCCUAGCUUUCUCCUAUGCCUACAACAUAGCCAUUAGCAUGGGAUACGCUAACAGUUGCAUCAACCCAUUCCUGUUCAUUAUCUUAAGUGAGACCUUCAAGAGGCAGUUUCUCAGGGCUGUACGGCCGGUUAAUAGAAAGUUCCGUGUGACCCCGAGCACCACAGAUGGUGGCAGUGUGAGUGUGAGAAUGAUACCUGAAAGGGCUCAGCAGCAGCCAGCCUCUAGGCAGAUGAUACCAUCCAAUGUGGCCCCUUAAUGAAUCAUUUCACUUUGUAUCACUGUGGAUCUGUGCAACUGACAAGCACUAUGAAUGAGACAUUAGCACAGUAACUUGUCGUCUUACUGUUUCUGAACAGUUAUGUCAAUCAGCCAUUUUAUAAAAAAAAUUGGUUUGCUCAUUUUUAGCCUGAGUAAAACUGUUCUUUCCAAUCAAAGCACAAUGCCACUGAUUUACGUAGUUUUAGAAAAACGAAUCAGCCUGUUCUUACUCGGCGUGACCACAGACAGUCGUGUUAUUUUCCUUUUGAAAAUGACGGGUAACGAUUUAUUUAAAAAUGGCCUUAAUUUAAGACAAGUUAGAGGGUGCACAUUGGGUAGCUUCUCAAUACGAAAUGUGUGUUCAGACUGAAUACAAAUCUAAAUUAAUCUUCAUUUACAGGAUAUAUUGCAGUCUGUUAAGAGCCAGUGGGCAUGGACAACACACAUUGACUCCAUGAACUCCACAUGAUUCUGUUAUGUUCCUCCAGGCCAAAUACUCCCUGCUCUCUUUUUUACCAUGAUGCAGUGAACUUAUCCUUUAAUCACUUCAACAGGGAACAUUUUUAUCCAGACUCAAUCAUCUUCAGGUCAAAAUGUUCAUAGCGACUACAUCUAAAUACCAAGGUCAGUUCCGGUCCGACAUCCUGUUAUUCAAGGUUCAAGGUUAAUGUAUUGUCAUUGUACAGCAUGGAGUUGCACAAGGUCAUGCGGUUGUUGUCCCUUUAUGAUACAUAGGAAAAGUGGUAAAUACUAAAUACACACACACGUCACAUUUAAUAUUUGGUGUGUGUGUUGUUCAGGAGAGUGUGCAAGUACAACAUAUUAGUUGAUUCAUAUCAAUAUGUAAAUUAUUUUAAUAUCACUGAGUGUAUCCAUGCAGAAUACCAAGGAACUGAAUAAUGGACCAUGUAUGUUCUUGUGUCCUAUUGUGGUUUUCUGAAAUAAUAUGUUAUCUCUGAAUAACAGAAUAGAGAACGAGACUAGACAUCCAUUCCUUGGAUCAUAUGUUGUUAUGCAUUGUAAUGCAUUAGAUAUGAUGUUGCAAAGAAACAUGAAAGGGAUACUUUUAUACAACCCAUUAGCAGCACAGCUUUGAACAAUUGUGUAACAAUAUUGUAGAGCGCGAGUCUCCUCUUAUGAAAAAAAGUACAUUAACAAAAGAUGUAUGAUGCCUUUUAGUCAGAUGCUUAUAUGAUUAUAGUAACGCGGAUGGUUAAGUCAGCUGUUAACCAAAUUCAUGUUCUAAUUGUCUGUUGUUUGUACGUUAUAAUACUAAAAAAAGAGACACAAUCAAGUGAACACAAUGCAUUUUAUCUAAGCAUCAAGGAGGAGGGGCCAACAGAUGUGCAAAAAAAUAAGUAUGUGAAGUCUUUUGUCUUGGUACUCUGUAUAAGUUUUUCAAUUAAACUUUGCUUUUGGUCGUUUUAUAUGUUUUUGCUCUGCAUGUCUGUUUGCUUGUCUGUCUGUUAUCAAGAUAUCUCAAAACUAGUAACACCAUUUGGCAAAUGUACAGACCAGCUACAUCAUUUGAUCACAAUAAUCAACAACACCCAUCCAACUUGUGCAUUAGCUGGGAUAACUUGGUAUUUUGUCAAUUUCCUGUAUUAUCCCCGAAACAAAAGGACACAUUGGAACAAUGCUUGUAAAUAUGACUCACCGCACUUAGCAUGUGUAAAACAAUGCAACCAGGGCCAUUUUUACAAACCCAAAGAGGAACACAAAUUAAAAUAUUUUUUAUCUGGUAAAGGUUGUGUGUCCUACUUGAAUAAAGUAAAAUAGUUAUUUGUUGAGCAGCAUUUUCAAAAAUAAUUUCAGUCUAAAAUUCAAAGUCAGGAAUAUUUAUGUUUAGAUUAGCUGAAAUGUCAAAAGAGAUCAAUUUUGCCUAUGAGGUGUUGUCAAUGUUGUCGUACUGAUAUUAAGUUAUAUUAUAUUUUAAUGGGUAGAAUUAUGAUGGUAAAAUUAUACUGUUUGCUUUGGGAAGGGUUAAUAAUGUAAAUAUAAAAUAUAUUAUAUAGCUGGAUAUGAAACCCAGGGUUUCUCAACCUUUUCUGGCCAGUGACCCACUUUUCAAAGUUUUAAAAAUGACUUCAUGCCAGCAAUCAAUUGUUAUAGUCUUCGAAAAUCCCCCAUGACCCCCACUCAUUAAUAAAACCACACCCUGUUGGGUCCCGACACCGAGGAUGAGAUACUCUGGUGUAACUGUUGUUGUUGUUCUUCUGUUAUGAAGCAAAAGAGAGAAAAAAAAGCCUCAUGUCAAAACAUGAGCAGCUUUGCUUGAACUUUGACAAAACGAUAAGUUGCGGCGCACUCUAUCUGUACUGUUGUGAACUUUGACAACUUCAUAAAUCAAUAUGUAUACUGUAAAAUAAAUAUUUGA